AUGGCAAACGUUCAGAAAAAGGAAACGUUAGUCAUUGGAGGCAGAAAAUCCAAAUUGGCAGUGGCUCAAUCGUACUUGGUGAAAGAGUUGAUUGAAACUGAAUUCCCUCAUUACGAGUGUGAAGUUGUGAAGUUGUCAACUUUAGGUGACCAAUUUCAAUCACAGCCAUUGUAUUCAUUUGGUGGUAAAGCUGUAUGGACAAAAGAGUUGGAAGAUUUAUUGUACCAUGAAGAGGCUGAGAAGAGAAUCGACAUGAUUGUGCAUUCAUUAAAGGACGUGCCAACGUUGCUUCCUGAAGGGUUUGAAUUGGGGUGUAUCACUAAGAGAGUCAACCCAUACGACUGUUUAGUUAUGCCACUAAAUUCUAAAUAUAAAACCUUGGAAGAAUUACCAGCCGGUUCUGUUGUUGGUACUUCUUCGAUUAGAAGAAGUGCCCAACUUAAAAGAAAAUAUCCAUAUCUGAAAUUUGAGAGUGCGAGAGGUAAUAUCCAUACUAGACUUGCGAAAGUUGAUGAUGAGAACUCUCAUUUCUCAUGUAUAAUUAUUGCAGCUGCUGGUUUAAUGCGUACUGGUUUAGAACAUAGAAUAACUAAAUUAUUUGAUCGCUCUACAAUGUAUUAUGCAGUAGGUCAAGGUGCAUUAGGCGUUGAAAUUAGAUCUGACGAUGAGAAAAUUAAAAGCAUUUUGAAAAAAAUUGAAGACAAAGAGUCUACCAUACGUUGUUUAGCAGAAAGAUCGCUGUUAAGAACUUUAGAAGGUGGUUGCUCUGUCCCAGUCGGUGUAGAGACUUCUUACGAUGAUGCUACACAGCAUCUAUUAAUUAAGGGCAUCGUUGUCGAUGUUGAAGGUACGAAAGCCAUCGAAGAAGAAAUCACUAUGACCAUUAACGACAUCAAAUCCGACUCAAUGGAAGCCGGUAAGUUAUUAGCAUCCAAGAUGAUAAAAUCUGGCGCUAAGGAAAUAUUAGAUAGCAUUGUUUUAGACAAAAUUAACUAA
Molecule: messenger RNA, 996 nt
Organism: Tetrapisispora phaffii CBS 4417
Lineage: Eukaryota; Fungi; Ascomycota; Saccharomycetes; Saccharomycetales; Saccharomycetaceae
Gene: HEM3
Product: hydroxymethylbilane synthase
Exons: 1
Coding region: 1-996 (331 amino acids)
Biological process (GO): heme biosynthetic process
Cellular component (GO): cytoplasm
Molecular function (GO): hydroxymethylbilane synthase activity
Source: RefSeq, a predicted model, not a curated record